Molecule: messenger RNA, 7605 nt
Organism: Diachasmimorpha longicaudata
Lineage: Eukaryota; Metazoa; Arthropoda; Insecta; Hymenoptera; Braconidae
Gene: pod1
Product: coronin-7
Exons: 10
Coding region: 263-3958 (1231 amino acids)
Biological process (GO): actin filament organization
Molecular function (GO): actin filament binding
Source: RefSeq, a predicted model, not a curated record
CCCAUCGGGAUAAGAGCAACGAACAAGGGGAGGUUUUCCGUUUCCGGCUGUCACACUGCUGCGACGCCUGCCACUGUCUCCCAAGCACUGGGCACUGUUUAUAAUAACUCGAAUAGUCCGAGAUUAUAAUCGUUUUAUCGUGAAUUAUCGUCAGUGAAAGUUAACGAAGACUGCGAGGCUCUAGUCCAACGGUAUUGCUGCAAUAAUACAUUACAUGUGUGAAGAAUUUGUAAUAAAAUUGGAAUAACUAGAUAUAAAAAAUAUGGCUUGGCGAUUCAAGGCGUCAAAAUACAAGAAUGCAACGCCAAUAGUGCCAAAGCCAGAGGCAUGCAUUCGUGAUAUAUGCGUCGGGUCUUAUCAGACCUAUGGCAACAACAUCGCAGCGUCCGCUGCAUUUAUGGCAUUCAAUGUUGAUCACAAUGGAUCUAGUCUGGCUGUUUUGCCACUGGAGGACUGCGGAAGGAAGAGCAAAACAAUGCCCCUUCUUCAUGCACACGCUGACACUGUCACUGAUAUGGAUUUUUCACCAUUUCACGAUGGAUUAUUGGCAACUGGCUCCCAGGAUUGUCUCGUUAAAUUGUGGCACAUCCCCGAGGCUGGACUCGAGGAGUCUCUCUGCAAUCCUGAGGGUACAUUUUCACACAGACAGAGACGAGUCGAGGUUGUACGCUGGCAUCCCACCGCUGAACAUCUACUGACCACUGUUUCUUAUACUAAUUUGUCACUCUGGGAUGUCGUGUCGCAACAGGAACUCUUCUCAAACAACGAACAUUCCGAGGUGAUUCAAUCAGUCAGCUGGAAGUACGACGGCUCCCUCCUCGCCACCUCCUGCAAGGACAAGCAAGUUCGCAUUAUCGAUCCACGAGGAUCAAAAUCAAUCGUACACACGUGCCCCAGCCAUCAAAGUAUCAAAGACUCUCGCAUUGUCUGGCUGGGGAACAGUGACAGAAUAUUGACAACUGGCUUUGACGCCGCCCGGCUGCGUCAGGUUUACAUCAGGGACCUCAGGAAUCUCUCCGACCCUGUGAAAACACUGGAGCUGGACUGCAGCACUGGUAUCCUCAUGCCACUGUUCGACCAGGACACCAACAUGCUGUUCCUGGCAGGCAAGGGGGAUACCACCAUUUUCUAUAUGGAAGUCACUGAUAAGGAUCCAUUUUUGGUGGAGGGCAUUCGCCACAGUGGGGAACAAACCAAGGGCGUCUCUUUGGUGCCCAAACGUGCACUCAAUGUCAUGCAGGCUGAGGUUAAUAGGGUGCUGCAGUUGACAUCAAAUAUGGUCAUUCCAAUUAUGUAUCAGGUGCCAAGAAAGUCGUACAGAGACUUUCACGGUGACAUUUAUCCAGACACAGCCGGUUGCAUUGCUCAAAAUACUGCUGAUGCAUGGAUCAAGGGUCACAAUGCCCCAGUUCCAAAAAUAUCCUUGGAUCCUGCCAAACGUGCUAAAGGAGAGGAGCCAAUAACAAUACACAGAGGAAACUUGGCGAAACUGAAGGAAAACCAGCAGGACAUAAAGGCCGAGCAGGUGAAGGCAGCGAAGAGUCUGCAUUCUACACCUAAGGCCUUCGUCCAGCCAACAAAGGUGCAGUCAAUCGUGCAAGACCGCGAGGAGAAGAAGGAGAAGCGUUUGGAGCCCGAGCCGGAGAAGGCGGAAAAAAUUGAGAAACCUGAAAGACAAGACAAAAACGAUGAUACAAUGAGGCCAGUCGAGACAGAUGAUGACAAGCAGAAGGUGCAGAAUGGCCAAUCAAUGCCACCAAAGCCAUUGCCAAGGUCAUCGCGAGCUAACAGCAUCUCCGAGGAGGAGCCCAAGCCUGUGGCUAGACCGAGAACAUCACCCAGUUCUGGGACUGUUGUCACUUCUGUCAAUCCUAAUAUGGUUGGGGGAUACAAGCCGCGUCUGGGUCCUAAGCCCUUCCAAGCCAAAUCCGGAAGCCAGGAGUUCUCUUUCGACAAGGUCUUCUCAGUCCCAGUAGCCCCAAACACCGAUACAAACGGCUAUUCCGCAGAUUCUCAUCCGAUUAUAGACAGCACACCACCGGACGCCGACAAAUCCCCGACAUUCGACAGCGAGCGAAUUAAAGAGUCCGAGAACGGCAAGAGUGACUCCUCGUCAAUGGAGGAGGACGCCAACUCCAGUGACUCCGGCUACAAACCGAAGACGCCGAGUACCGCUGAGCGUCGCAAAUUAUUCGAGACGAAAGUGAAGGACGAGUCGCCGGAGAAUGAGGAGACACCCGGGAGCUUAGAGCGCGGUGGACUCAACAGAAAUUCAAUAGCCGAGCGCCGAAGACUCUAUGAGAGCAGAUCGGUCUCUGUAACCGAUGGGAAUCUAGCGGAGAAGGCAAUGGGCUCGCCCACGGCCCUUCGUCGGAGGGACUCCUUCAAGUCCAAGUCCGAGGUCCUCAAGGACGACGAGAAGGGUAAUCACGACAAAAAAAUUCCCAUGCUUCGACAGCAGAGUAUGGAUCCCCGUCUGGAGAAGCCCGAGCCAAUAACAACUCCCACCCCAAAAAGAACAUCAACAGUUUUCGGAAGAGUUUCAAAAUUUCGUCAUCUAAAGGGUACACCCGGUCACAAAUCAACGCACAUCGAGAACAUCAGAAACAUAAGUCGACAGAUAUCAGGGGAGUGCGAUGGUUUUCACGCCAAUUCCGACAGAGUGGCCGUUCCACUGAGUGGUCCAGGUGGCAAAAUAGCUGUUCUCGAGUUGAAGAAAACUGGAAGACUACCCGAUGGUGUGAUGCCAGCUCUCGUACAUGGUGCCACUGUCAUGGAUUUUGCAUGGGAUCCCUUCGACAAUCAGAGGCUAGCAGUUGCCUGUGACGACGGUAUCAUCAGAUUAUGGGAGGUGCCGGCUGGUGGGCUGAUGGAGCCAACUAAUGAGCCCAAGUUCACGGUUGAGGCUCACACUGAUAAAAUUUAUCUGAUUAAGUAUCAUCCACUGGCAGCUGAUGUCCUCGCUUCGGCGUCUUAUGACACGACUGUUAAAAUCUGGGAUCUCUCGAGGAUGGAGGAGGGGGCAGUGGCUAGAAUCACCCUGGGAGGGCACACCGAUCAGAUCUUCAGUCUUGCUUGGUCACCAUGUGGGCAGUAUCUGGCGACUGCUUGCAAGGAUGGCAAACUGAGGGUUUACAAACCCAGAUCUUGUGACAGUCCCAUCAAUGAGGGAAAGGGCCCAGUGGGAACAAGGGGCGCCAGGGUUGUCUGGGCUCUAGAUGGUCGGUUUCUCCUUGCUAUCGGCUUCGACAAGGUCUCGGAGAGGCAGAUCAUGAUGUUCAAACCGGAUAAAUUGAAUUCUCCUCUCAAUACAGUGGGCCUUGAUGUCUCACCAGCAAUUCUCAUGCCAUUUUACGACGAGGACAGUUCCACACUUCUACUUACGGGACGUGGUGACUCGACCAUUUACGCGUUUGAAGUCACUGAGGAGGCCCCCUACAUCUGCCCACUCAGCCAUCAUCGAUGUGCCAGCCUUCAUCAGGGCUUGUCCUUUCUGUCCAAGAACAAAUGCGAUGUUGCCAGCGUGGAGUUUGCAUCUGCUCUGAGGCUCACCAACAACACGAUAGAACCACUCAGCUUCACUGUACCCAGGAUUAAGAGCGAACUCUUUCAGGAUGAUCUCUUUCCCCCCACCAGGGUUACAUGGAGAGCCAGCAUGAGUGCUGGGGAGUGGUUCAGUGGGGCCAAUAAACAGGCCACGAGGGUCAGCUUGAAGCCACCUGGAAUGGACUGUCUCUCGGAGAAUCAGGGCUCUGGCAUUGUCACUGCUCCUGUUGCGGCUAAGGGACAAUUCGCUGUGUCACAGCAGCCAUUUGGCAGACUCAACUCCAAUGAGUGGUACAAGGCUAAGCAUGAUGAGAUCCAAAAGAACAUGAGCAACAGUCUGGGGGAGAUGAUACAAUGCUCGCUCGAGCAGGACCACAUGGAAGGGGUGGAGGAACACGAAUGGGACGAUUAAACAACAGCACGCAUGAAUGACCAGCUGCUUGGAGCGGAACGCCACCACAGAAAAAGAACAAAAAGAGUGAAAAAAAAAAUCUAAAAAGCGUCGAAGUACGUCCGAAAAUGAUUCAUCGGGCGUCUCGCUUCGGUGCGUGUCACUGAAUAACCAUCUCCGGUCAUUCUGGCUCCCCAUCGUUGUCCUGUAAGCCACUGAUAACCGCUCUCUCCAUUUAAUAUUCAACUCAACCCAAUAAUUUCGCUCCUCAUCAGCAGUUAACUUGCAUUUUUUCCACAUUGUGUGCCACAUUCAGAGUUUUAUUUCUAUUAUCGUUAAUCUGUAUCAAUUGUGCAAAACGAGUGCGAUUUAUUUCAUGCAUAUUAAUUUAUUCAUUCACGUGUGAAAAAAAUUUAUUGAAAGAUAUUAUUGUUCCUUUAAAAUGUUCUAUUUGAAUUCUGUGGGAACUUUGUUGUAAACUCGUUUGUUCACCAAUUAUUGUACAUUCAAUUCAUCCAGAAUUUUUAUUGUAAUAAUUCAUGCAUGAUUCUAUUUUUUCUUGAUAAAUAUGAUGAAGAAGAAUUCAUAAAAAUGGAGAACUAAAUCCUUGUAAAUCUCACGCUCAAAAUUUUCCAUAAAACCCACAUCGUAUGUUGAUUAUUAUCUAAUGUUGAUUACUAUUAUCACAUAUAAUACCACAAGUGGUUCAAAAUUAUCGAAUAUUUCCCGAUAGAUUCGUUGCAAACAAAUGAAGGAGUCAAGUUUUUCAGGCUAAAAAAUCACGAGUGCGAAGCACGAGUGAUUUUUCCUGAAAAACUUGACGACUUCAUUUGUAUGCAGGGAACCUAGAGGGAAAUAUUCUAUAAUUUUGAAGCUCGAGUGGUAUUCAGGGGAUUAUUUUUCCUAUCCAAAUUUCGGCCAAGGGAAUUGUGCCAUGACAUGAAAAGAGGUUUAUUUGGUUAAGUGUCGUUUGUUUACCAAAAUAUUCAAAAAAUUAUCGCUGAUAUUCGAGGUAGGCUAUACAAAAUAUCAACAAAUGGUGCAAUUCUAUUGGCUGAAAUUUGGGUGGGAAAAAUAAUCAUAAUUAUUCAAUAUUGUUUGAUGAGAUACAAAAAUUGACUGAAUCCCCGCGAUGUUUUAGCUGAAAUUGAACAGAAAAAUUUGAAGGACCUGACACAAGUUUGAAAGAAUUCCAGUGGAAUAUCUUCUUGAGAACGAUAGGUUUAUUCAUUAAAUUUUUUUCACACGUAUCGAAACACCUCCCUUUCGAGGAUUAACGUGUGAUCAUAGCUCUAGUCUAGAAUGAAAUACUUUUUCGUCACUCUCGCCUGUUCAUUUUGACUCUGUAAUACGUAUAUUAAUGGUAAUGGCUUAGUAUAAUUGUCAUGUAGUUUAGGAAUUCAGGAAAUCACUGGUAAAAAAUACCUCGUGACUCUUGAAAAUUGCUACGGAAAUUCGUGCAUUUGUUUUUGCAUUUUGUAGCGACGUACUAGGACGAACAUUGAGAUUUCAUUUUACGUAAUUCAAGUUGAUGAAUUUCGAGGCGAUCUUAUUGAGAUUAUUGAUAUAGUUCGUAAUUGAGCAAUCAACAGGAUGAUUCGAGAAAAUGAGACACCUCGAAUUUUCUUAUGAUGAUGAUGAAUAAAUCUAUUUAUUAGUGAGAUUGGGGAGGCGACAGCAUAAUAUCGAUUGGGGUAGUUGUUUCUCGAGUGAGGUCGUCGGUCGGGUGCUUUUGAUUAUUUAUAUUUAAUUCAUUUAUUGGUCGGUCGAAAAGAAAUGAAAUUUAAUCGAGUCGUUUCACUGCAAAUGAGUUUUCUUUUCAUUAUCUCACAUAAAAAAAUUGGAAGAAUUGAUAGGCGAAUAUAUUCACAUCCAAAUGUGAGAACAAAUUUUUUUAGAUAAUCUUAUUUAUUUUCUUUCUAGGAUAACAAAACUAAUAAAAAUACAGUUAAAAAAAUUAUAUUCCAGAUAUUGGAACUGAAAAUAUCUGAUCGAAAAGUUAUAAUAAAUUAUAUUUCAAGUAAAACCUCAGAAAAGUGAAAAUCACUCAUCAAAUUUCAUGACUUCGAACAAAAAAAAUUUCACUUCGCUAAAAAUUUCGAAUAAUUUUUACUGAAAUUUAGGGUAAUUGGUGAUUAUUAAUUAUUGUAAAUAGAAAAUUUGCAAUUUCAGUUUCUCCCUUUGGGGCAAUUCUCCCUAAUUCACCAAGUGAAUUGAGAUGCACUCGGCUCGAUAAUAAAUAAUAUCCAACGAGAAAUAAUUACUUCGAAAUCACGCGUGUGUGAUAUUUACUGAGUGAUACUGUUUUCCCCCGAUGUUUACCCCUUGCACGCACACUCAUAAAUAAUUUACGAUUAAAAAAUAAUUGAAGAAGUACGUGAGAAUAAUAGCAAUAAGGGUAGUUGAGGAUAAUGCACUAAUCCAUGACCGGUUGAAUAAAUUGAGGGCAAAAAAAAUCAUAUCGAGUAUUAAAAUAAUUAGUCCCGGCACUGGUGACUCGCCUCACCUCCGAUUAAUCGAUUAUUCACCGUAAAUACGAUGAAAGUCAUUUUCUUUUCAUGAUUCAAGAGACUGUCAUGAAUUCCUACGUAAAAUGCUCGGGGAGAUAAUUUUGAAAUUCUCACCGGCAAAUAGAGUAAUUGAAACAUCUUUAUAAUUCCAAUUUUACACUUUUUACAUUGAUACAUAAUCGAUAAAGCCAUUAUUUUUCAUCGACGAUUGUGGAAAAUGACUCCAACGAUUUUUGCUACGCAUAUAUUUUCUAGUAAAUGGGAGAAAAUGUGAAUUAUUUCGUGAUGUAAAAUUUUUUACAUUUUUUAAAUGUCGUAACAUUAUUAACUGUACUGUACAGAGUAAUGUAAUUAGAUGUGGCGCUUGCCAUCCUGAGUAAUUGACGGUGACUCGUCCACUGCAUAAAUUUCCAAUCUCUCCAAUUCGCUUUUUGAAAAGCAAAGAAAAAUUUUUACUUAAAAAAUAAUCCUCCAAAGGUGUUUUUUAUUUUUCCAGUAUCGAGUCAGUGUUCAUUACGAUGGUAUCAAGGUACCACAAAACCCUUGUCAAAGAAGCGACCAACGAGGUGCCAAAAAUGUGAAAUUUCCAUUGAAAUUAAUCACCAAAAUUGAGCCAUUCCAUGAUAACCAUUCCAUGUGAAAAAAAAAAAACAUUUUUACUGAUCUUAGAAAACAUUCGAUAUCUCGUUCGCAAUUCAGGAUGACAAAAUUAAUUCAACACAUUACUCAAUUAUUUUUCUAAUUAUUUAUCAGUACUAAUCCGAUAUUACCGUGACUUUGAGUACUUGAUUUGCUGAAGUCCCUUCUCAAAUAAUGAUACCAAGAGGCAUUGAAAUUUGCGGAGCCUAAAAGUACCUCGGAGUUGGUGGACAUGCGACUGAUGGAUAAUGAAGUCAGCAUAAUUUUUUACCUCCCUGGGCACCCCAUUUCACGUAAUUACCACUUGUAACCGUGCCCUCUAUUACUAAAGUUGAAGGAAAAAGUUACGAUGACUUCAUUAUAUGUCAUAAUUUUAGAUGAAGGUAACGAGCGAACGGUGAUCCGCCAAGAGUAGUUUUGUCGUAGUAGUGACGUCUCUUUGUAUCGACUUUAUAUCUUACCAUGUAUUUCAUCUAUAAGAUAUUUCUACCAAAUAACAAUGGAGGCUUUAAUAUUCAA